Molecule: messenger RNA, 393 nt
Organism: Amphimedon queenslandica
Lineage: Eukaryota; Metazoa; Porifera; Demospongiae; Haplosclerida; Niphatidae
Exons: 2
Source: RefSeq, a predicted model, not a curated record
AGUUCUUCAUCUCAGCCAUCUUCAGCACCAACUGACAUAGCAAAGGACAAGUUCGACAAACCUGUCCAGCCAGAAGGCAUUACUUUCCCUUCUCAUAUGUUUGGAUCUAAUAAAAGAUCAUUCCAGCAUACCUGUUUUCUCAAGCUUCAUUCUCGCCACAUUGAAUUACUUCAAAGCAGAAUGAUAUCUGGACCUAAGAAUGCUACCCUUCUUAGCCAUGACUACCAGAACAGUAUGCUCUCAAUCCUUGCUAAGAGUGUAAUGGAUUACAUCAUCAAUGAAGUGAAAGAAGCACGUUAUUUUACUAUAAUGGUAGAUGAGACUAAAGACAUUAGUAUAAAGGAGCAACUAGCUCUCAUUCUUUGUUAUGUCCUAAAGGGAGUCAUUCAUUAG